GGAAAAGGCGUAGCUAAUAAACAUCACGGAAAACACACAGCUAACGCUUAAGCUCGAAAAUAGCGACCUAGUGAAUCUUCUCUUCCGUUCACACAAAGCCAGUCGGUGUCGUCCGUUUUUCCGUUACCGUCCGUGGUUGCCUCAGUGACUGUCAGCGUCUCGAAAAAAAACUGUCGGGGCGUUUAGCGAGCUAGCUAGCUAGCAUAACCACCUAGCCGUAGCAGCAGCCGCAGCUAGCAUCAGCAUCAGACGACAAAGAUGAUAGCUCUAAUCAACAAACUGCUGGACUGGUUCAAGGCGCUCUUCUGGAAGGAGGAGAUGGAGCUGACCCUGGUGGGGUUGCAGUACUCCGGGAAAACGACCUUCGUCAAUGUGAUAGCGUCUGGGCAGUUCAGUGAAGACAUGAUUCCUACAGUUGGAUUCAACAUGAGGAAGAUCACUAAAGGCAACGUCACCAUCAAGUUGUGGGAUAUCGGAGGUCAGCCUCGGUUCAGGAGCAUGUGGGAGCGUUACUGUCGAGGAGUCAGCGCUAUCGUUUACAUGGUGGACGCAGCAGAUCCAGAGAAGAUCGAAGCCUCCAAGAACGAACUGCACAACCUGCUGGACAAACCGCAGCUGCAGGGAAUUCCUGUUUUGGUUCUGGGUAAUAAGAGGGACCUACCAGGAGCUCUGGAUGAGAAGGAACUCAUAGAGAGAAUGAACCUGUCAGCCAUCCAGGACAGAGAGAUCUGCUGCUACUCCAUCUCCUGCAAGGAGAAAGACAACAUCGACAUCACUCUCCAGUGGUUGAUCCAACACUCCAGGACUAAGAGGAGUUCCUGAGAACAUGCCCCCAGCUGAACUAGCCACGCCCACCCACCCUAACACAUACCCCCCCCCCCCUUCCAAAACAACAACACUUUAUUCCCUAACCCUAAACUUCCCCUCCCCUCCAUCCACCCUGUCCUUACAUUAAUACCUCCAAACACCCACUGACCCUCUGCCCUCCCCCUCACGAUGCACUGAUACCUCUGGGUUUUAGUUUUUUGUUGGUGUAUUGAGUGAAGUAUCAGACUGUGACACCCGGAGGCAGGUGGAACGUGUCAGUAACCAAAGCUGUUUCCUCAUGUAGACGCACACAUCCAGCCUCCGUCAGUUCAUGCCACGUUAUCACGUGCCUGGAAAAACAUCGGUUUAAUCGGUCCGUGUGAACACAUGCAUGUAAUCACACACCCAGUGCAGUUUAAACAUACGUGCAGCCAUGUCGGUGUGCUGCCUCUGAGGAAGGUGCACCUGAUUAAAGCACCUGCUGAACCAGCUUUUCUGCACAGACUGUGUUCACACUCAUGUUUCCACAGCUAAACAGUGAGCUGCUGUUUUAGCAUGAAAAGCGAAGAAGAAACCUGCGGACAGUGAUGAGGUCAGACUACAUGCGUGACAGUUCCAUGGAAGCGUUAACGAGGUGUCUGACAGUUUCCAGUUCACCAGUGCACAUGCUAAACACUCCUGAAGGUACAGCAAAUACCAGGACGUCGGUUUGUCUGACCUGAGGUCACGUGACCCUGAACUGACGCGUGUUUUCUGCUGCGGCGUUUCACAGCCAGGGAAUUUAUUCAGUUACAGUUAAUGGACUGGAUCAUCCAGAGUAACUGGGGGGGUGCUUCUGUUCUUCAGCGCUGUGAGCAGCACAAACUGAAGUCCAGUUCACUCCAGUGACCUGGUUUUCCUUUGGGCGAAGGCCGAUGUCUCAGAGACAGACAUCUGAAAACCCGAACAAACCCAGAGCCGUCUGCGUGGACUGAUACUACAGGUUGUGUUGGUGUAGUUUAGAUGAGCAGUAACCUUCAGUCUGUGUCGCUUACAUACAACCACCAGUCACACCAGUGUUUGAUGCUGGUAACAGAGAAGUUGUAUCAGUGCAUCUUUACAGAUCCACACAACAGCCUCCAUCUGUUUUUCGUAAACGAAGCGUCCCUCUGUCAGACGAUCCGCCAUUUUGACUUUGAAUCAUCACCUUCACUGUCAAACCGGGGACAGACUGGUUUUCUUUCGUUUAGCGUUGUUAGCUGGUUAGCCGGAGCCUGUUUUGUGGAUCUGUUUCCUCCCUCAGAUUUUUCCCACAAUCCCACCUUCGUCACCUUUUAGUCAGUAACCACAAACCUGCCACCAUCAUUUCCUCUCUCCUAAUUUUCAGCCUCUGUUGAUUUCAUUCCUCCCUUUCUACCUCCACAUCAUCCAUCCAUCAUUUCACAUUUAUAUAAUCCUGAGAAGCCCCUCUUCUUCCCUCGUCUGUUGUAAACUGCUUGUCCUCCUCUGUACUCCUUCUAUCUUUCCUUCCUCUCUUUUCUUAUUUUUGGAUGUUACCUUCUUCCUCUUUCCUCGUCUCUAAGCCCAGCCCCCCCGUUGUCUUUCUCUCUCUCUCUCCUGCCGAGUGAGGGAUUUAAAACCUUUUUAUUGCACUGUUGAUUUUGGUUUUGUAAGAUAUUAAUAAUGAGAAUAAUGUUAAUAAUCUUCUUAUUGUGACAUAACCUGGUCUUUCCAGAUUUAAGGAAGUGGUACUUUAAUGGGAGAAGGAGAAAUGUUAUUGUUUCUGUUCAUAUCUCUGUAAUAAGCUUUUUAUUUCAUAUUUGUUUUAUAUUGUUAUUAUUUUUUAUUGUUUGUUGACUUCAUAAGUCUACUCUGGAUGUUCAGCCAGAGCUCAGUGUUUUCCGCUCUGAGACGUCUGCUGAUUGGACCAGGGGUGUCACGUGAUCAGAUGCACCGCUCACAUCAUGACAGAUAAAAUGAAGCGAUGGAAUUAGUCACGUCCGACUCGCUGAAACACACGUUAAAUUUUUAUUUUAAAAUUGAUCGAUUCCAUGAUUCCAUGAUUCCAUGUCACCAGGUGCCACAGUAAAGUACGUGUUCAGAGGCACGGAGAUAAUUAAAAUGAAUUUCCUAUUUUUUGCUCAUAAUGAAUGAAAUAAUUCAAAUUUGAUUAUGAAAUCGUAAGUUUGAAAAUGCAAAAUUAUCUUCGAAGUGACAGAUCAGCUCCUCAGCUGUGAACGCUGCUGUGCUGAGGAUGGAAAUGUCAAAGUUCAUCUUGAAAAUGAAACUGCAAAAUUUCCCAUUUCACAUGUAGUUGAAUUAUUAUUGUCAGUGUUGAGCUGAAAAUGAUCUCUGUUUACAUUUUGUGAUUAUGCAUCUUAAAACAUGACGCUCAGAUUUAGAUAAUUACAACAGUUUGAAUUUGUGAAUAUUAAUGCUGUCAUACAUCAUGUGCACACAAAUAGGAAUGAUGCCUUUUUAACACUGGCAUCCACAGAAUGUUGGUGUAUAUGGUAAAACACACACGUGCUGACCGAGUGAUGCUGCACAAGGAAAACUCCUCCAUCCGAUUAUUCAUGUCGGCUGUUGAAUCAUUUGGUGCUCUUACAGCUGAUGGAGGUUUCACCAUCAGCUCAUGGUGAAGGUAUUUUUUGUGGUGUGGAUGCUAACGACCAAUAGGUGGUGCACUGGUGUUUAAACACAGCAUCGACUUCACAGAGACAGGGCAGGUGUCGCUGCUGUUCUGUCUGUGAGGCGGUCAGUAUUUUUAUCGGACCGCUGGCACGUAGCUUCGUACAAACAUCAUUUCCAUUUCAUUUAUAUUACACUAUUUAUCCUCAUGCUCUUUUCACACGGCUUAUAUUUGUUCUCCUGUUUGUUUCGGUUGCAAAAUCAUGUUCUGACACAUCCUGGUCCUGACAGCAGCCAAUCAGACUUCAGAACAAACAGGAAAAGGAAAAAUGUUACCUGUCCGUAUGUUGUUCCGUACUGAGGUCGUUUAGUUUGAGUGGUCGAACUGUCAGCAGCGUACAUGGCUGAUCCACCUGUUAGCACACACUCACCUGCUUCACGCUGUCGGGCCAAACAGGUUUGACCUGGUUCGAAUGAUUCUCAUGAAACGUCAUCAGUUAAAGCCAAAACACUGUUUUAAUUCAGCGUCCACGUUUAGCUGAGGAUGUGGCUAAACAUUAUUUUCAGCUAAAUACUUUGGAAGAGUCUAUAAAAAGUAAAAUAUGAUUUUUUUCCCUUAUUAAUUACUCAAAAUUGAUUGAUUUCCUAUUGAUCGGCUAAUGCUGUAACAGAGCUCUGACUCUAACAGACCUGGGGUCAGCUUAUCAAAAUGACAGCCAGAUAAAAGCGAGGUCAGGAAGCACUAGCGAUGCCCAGGUGUGUUAAAAUGAGUUUGACCCAGUUGCAGCUCCAUGGAGUUCGACUUCUUCCACAAACAAACAACAAUCCAUUUUAGAGUUUGUGACUGUGUGACUUUGAGCUGCCGACAGUGGGAAUUCAUUGUUUUCCCUGAUAAACACCUGUAAUCAGCGGCAGUAAACCAGGCUAAACCAGGUAGCUCAGGCCUCUUUAGCCCGACAGGAAGCUGCUGUCUGAAGGAGCUGUGUUAAUGAGCUGGAGGCUCCAGCAGAUGUCAGCACUUCAAACAUCAGAAAGCACAACUCGACCCAGACAGACCGAGUGUUCUCCAGCUGCUCCAGACGUCAGGUUCUGGUGUUAUCUGAACCAGCCAAGAGUCGCUGUCUGACUCCAUUCUGGACCACUCAAUAUUUAUUGAUCUUUUGAUCAGCCAGCACAGUGAUUAGUUUUAGAGUUAUUGAUGCCAUCGGACAGAUCAGAUUGCCAAGGGAAUUUUAAAGGUACACUUUGUUUUUUGGGAUGUUUUGCCUUUGUUUGAUCAAAUCCAGCAGAGUGUUGACAGGAAUCCACGGGGGUUUGAAACAGGGAUGUGACAGUUCCGUGGUCUGAGACCUGAAAACCUACGUUUUGUUCUUACAUGACUAAAGCAAAGAAAGAGCACGGCGAUCGGGAUAACUGAGCACACUAACAAACCGUCUCACCUCAGAGACAUUGAUGUUUAACUGAUGUUUGCGUGAACAUGAGCAGAGGUAGUUGUAUGAAGAGAAACAGCUUGGCACACCUGGCCCCCCCUGAAGAACACCAGGUUCCCCGCCCUGGGAUUUCCUGAAAUCAUACCAACACCAGAAACAUCUGUGGAUUCAGAAAAGCCUUAUUUUCCUUGCGUCUUUAUUUAAGUACAGAAACAACAAUAAUUAUAAUCACAGCAUAAAGAAAAAGGCCAGAUUAUAGCAGCACAGUUGAAACGUGUCAUCUCUUGGUGGUAAACUCUGAGAUUCACCAGCCACUUUGACUAGUUUACCAGGCGUCUGUUACAGCAGGACGACGUCUUCAGGUGACCGCUGUCGCUAUUUCCUGUCCUUGUUUAUCAGAACCUUAAACCUUAAAAUCCCCCUGCAGCUCUGCUCUGAUCGGCACUGGUCUCCUUUGUUUGCAUGCUGAGGGCAGGGAUUGUUUAUCUGUGGGACCUGAUGAAGUAAAUAGUUCUUUUGGUGCAACUUUAUCAUAAAAUGGCCUUAAUCCAGUGCAUCAGCCUGAGUAUUAACCUGCAGAGGAGUCAUAGAAGUACACAACAUGAAAUGUACUUUGAACAGUGCAAUAAAACAGAAGUAUUGAUGUUGUGCUUACACUGUGUUUUUACAUGUUUCUGAGUACAUCGUGUCAGAGAAGGAUUGCACAGUGACUGUGUGCUUACAGAGCUUUUCUUACAGAUGAAUACACUGGAAUAUGGUCAUUGUCAUGUAAAGUUUAACCUGUUUUAUAAGGAGGAAAAGUCGAGUAGCGACCUGUAAUCCUGCAUGUACAACCUGAAACUGUGCGGGACGUGAUGGGAAGUGUUCCCUGAUCCUCCUGCAUCAGUUAAAUCAUCUUCAGAAAGUGAUUCAUGAUGGAAUCAGCAACAAAAUACAAGAAAAUCCACACAGAACCAGCAGCUUCACAGCACUGGAUCCUCAGUGUCAGUGAACUGGGUACAGUGAGGUCCAAUCCACUCUGCGACCUUUGACCUUUGAAAGUCUCAGCUCAAGCUUUAUGUGCUCGGGUUGUUGGGGAUCUUUCGAUCAUAUCAUACAGUCUUUAUGAGCAAAUGGAUUUCACUCAGUCAUAUACUGAAAAAUACACUGGCGACAAAACACAGAGGCCAUUUAGCUGCUGCUCUGUAGCUUUUGAUCACAGGACAUGAGCUUCCUCAGCAGACAUAGUUUGCUCGUUUGGUGUGGAACGGUUGGUUUGCAGAUCUCCACUUUUCUGAACACGUUCAAUCGGUUUAAAAGUGUUUAAAUUGGCAUUUAUACUAUAUUUUUAUUUUAUUUUUAAACCGUCAUGUCAAAAUUCCUUGUAAGAAUCCAAUAAUCUGAAAGAGUUUUUCUUCGUCAUUCAGCCCCUCUCUGAUAAAUCUGAUAUUUUCUCCUUCAGUCAGAGUUUUAAUAACUUUUUAAUUAUCUUACAUUUUAAAACGUUUCAUUGUGAUCAAACACAAAUGAGUUUUAAAAUGUGGAGGCCAUGUGCAGAUACUGCCACCUGCUGGCACAAACACCUGCUCAAACCUCCAACCUGUUAAAGUCUCAUCCGCAGAGAAUCACAGCAGGUGAGGGUUGCCUCGCUGGGUGUAGUGCCUUGCUCAGAGACUCUUAAACAUUUGCCAUGUUUGACCGUGGGUUGAUGAAGCAGCUGAAGUCGCUGAGCUGUUCUGAUGGGAUUUUCCUGGUCUUGUUUCUGGUCCUGUUGUGUUGGCGCAGAAAGCGUCAGGGCUUGUACAUGCAGGACAAACACGGUGGCGACGGCCUGAACUUGUUUGUACAUUAUAGUUUAAUUCAGUUGCUAUAAUGUGUUUUAAUAGAAACAUGCUUGUGUAUGAUACUAAUAAAAAUACUAUGGAGAAA
Toxotes jaculatrix (banded archerfish) is the source of this 6755-nucleotide messenger RNA. RefSeq names its product ADP-ribosylation factor-like protein 8A. Lineage: Eukaryota; Metazoa; Chordata; Actinopteri; Toxotidae. Gene Ontology annotation, cellular component: lysosomal membrane. The record is from RefSeq and is a predicted model, not a curated record. Gene Ontology annotation, biological process: anterograde axonal transport; protein transport. Bases 259 to 822 code for a protein of 187 amino acids. Gene Ontology annotation, molecular function: GTPase activity; GTP binding. The transcript has 7 exons.